AUGCGCCAAGCGAUCCUCCGUCCCCUUCGCACUAUCGGUGCUCGCUCCAUGGGAGUGCCCACACGCUUGUUUGCCAGCACUACCGUAGCCAGCAAGGACAGGAAGACUGCCGCUGCCAAGGACAAGUCGACCAAGGGCUACGACUUUGACAAGAUGGCGACACAGGGACCCGAAGACACUGCUCUUCCCACAGAGUCGACGGGCGGCGGCAUGUACUCUGCAAGGUCCGAGGCCAACGCCAUGGGCAGCUACGAAAGUCGUGACGAGCAAGAAGACAUUGACCUCGACGAAAAGCUCUCCCAGCAGGCCAAGGUCAAGGCUGAUGCCCGGCACAAGGCUGAAAAGUCAAAGUCCAAGCCGAAGAAGUAG
Molecule: messenger RNA, 369 nt
Organism: Apiotrichum porosum
Lineage: Eukaryota; Fungi; Basidiomycota; Tremellomycetes; Trichosporonales; Trichosporonaceae
Exons: 1
Coding region: 1-369 (122 amino acids)
Source: RefSeq, a predicted model, not a curated record